This is a messenger RNA of Clunio marinus, 1233 nucleotides long. Lineage: Eukaryota; Metazoa; Arthropoda; Insecta; Diptera; Chironomidae. The record is from the annotation of a GenBank genome assembly.
ACGAUUAACAGCUGUUUUGUUUCUUUUGCUAGCAGCCGCAGUACGCUUUAACAUUUAAUUUCAAGCACUUUCAUCAUAAGACCUAAUAAUCAACGAUGCAUAUCACAAUAAUUACGUCAGUGUCAAAUCUUUUUAUAUUUUGUGUUCUCUCUAAGCGAUUGCACAUUUUCGGCAAUAAUCAAUAAUCAACCAUAAGAAAGAAAAACGUGCUGAUGCAAAAAUAUCUCUUUUCGUGGUAUAUAUAAAGAAAAAUAGUUUUUACAAUCAUCAAUUCAAUCGUGUCUUUUAAACAUUAAACAUCUAGUUUGAGUGUCAAUAAAUAGAAAAAUAAAAAUAAAUAAAAAAAAUCAAGAUGAGAGCGUGGCAGCUGCUUGCAUGUGUAGCUUUAACUCAUUUUGUAGUGUCUACUGCAUUUUCUUUUUCGGGUCAAACCCACGAAUCGUAUGGAUUUGAUUUAGAAGCAGCUGCAUCAGGACAUGGUGGUGGUCAUGGCCAUUCAUCAGGAUUUGAAGAAGAUGGUGGUAGUGAUUUUGGUGCCAAACACCAUUCAGAGUCUGGCAAGAAAGGCGGUGAUGGCCAUAAAAAGAAACAUUCUUGGGAUAAAUCUGAAAAAGGAAGCCAUCAUAAGGAUGAACAUUCAGGACAUGAUGAAGAAGAAGGUGGUCAUAAAAAAUCAAGCUACGAUGAAGGUGAAUCACAUAAAGAACAUCAUGAAGGAGGAAAGAAAUCCAAAGGUGGAAAGCAUGGACAUAAGAAAUACCACAAAAAAGGUUCGAAAACCACUGGAUAUCAUAAGAAAGCCAACAAGGAUGAAUAUCACAAAGAACACAAAUUCUACGAUGACAAACAUUCAGAAGGCAAACACAAGAAAUAUGGAGAUGACCACUCUCAUCAUGCCUCAGAAGAUGGCAAACACUCGAAAGGUCACAAAUCUGAAUCCGGUCACAAAGAAGGUGGUGGCAAGAAGAAAGGUGGAUCUGAUAAGGGACAUUACGAUGAAGAUCACAAAGGAUACAAAAAUAAGCACGGACAUGAAUCCCAUCAUUCACAUCAUGAAAAGCAUGGCAAGAAAGGUGGAAAGAAGGGAGGAAGUGAACAUGGAUAUAAACAUGGUGGUCAUGGAGGUGGUCAUCAUUAAAAUCUUCAUCAGUAAUGCUUUUACUUCUCUGCUGAAAGCAUGUUGAACAUGCACAAUACAACAUCGAUCAAAUAAAAUAAUAAUUUUUACUGAAA